This is a messenger RNA of Durusdinium trenchii, 2508 nucleotides long. The record is from the annotation of a GenBank genome assembly. NCBI's taxonomy places the organism in Eukaryota, Dinophyceae, Suessiales, Symbiodiniaceae.
GUGCGAGCUGGCAGCCAACCUCUACGAGAGAGUCUCUGUCAUGCCGUUGAAUGAAUUGCAUCGAACCUUGCAACCUUUGCAGGGAAUAGAACUGCCGACCAAUUUGGAGUGCAAGCUCAUCUCGCGGCGCUGCCUCGAAGCCCUCCCAGAGGACGACCUGACCAUCUUCUGGUCCGUAUGGCGGCCUUGGGAGGCCGAUGGUGAUGAAGGUGUUGAAGACUUUGAUGCCAUGAAACCUGACCUUCGGAGCCUGAUUGGAUCCUUGUGUGACAGGGAGGCAGAGCUGAAGCAGGAGGAGGACCAGAACCAGAAUGUGGGCAAGAGUGAGGACUUCAACCGAAGGUGGCAGGCCGUUGGCGCUUGUGUGCAUGAGAGCGUGCUGAACGACCACUUUCUGUUUUUGGUGGCCUCCGCCCCCGAGAAGAACAAGCCCUUGAAAGAGAUCUUGGACUUUGUUUUAGAGCAGUUCGCCUUUGCUGAGAAAGAGGGGAAGGUCAGCGGGUUGCCGGAGGCCGUCAAAGAGGGUGUGAUGAAGGUCAUCCACAUCUUCCGUGGGCUGAUCGCCUUGAUGUCGCCCAGGGCUGUGGGCGUGCGGGGGUCAUCGAGCUCAGAUGUGGAGCUUCUCACCAAGAACAAAAAGGCAAAAACUAUGAAGUCGGGAUGCGUUGGCUCAGCUUCGAGUGGUCCAGAGAAAGCUGUCAGCGAGCUCAUUUCUGCCAGUUCUUGGUGGUCAGAUGCAGCUACAGAAUAUUGGAAGUGCGCAGUUCAAGCCCAGAUCUUGACCCCUCAGAUGGAUGGCGACAUCAGCGCGCUCAAGGACGGCACCUUCACGGCUUCGCCUGAGAUGAUCUCUGAUGGAAUCGAGAAGUACCACAAGUACCGCACCAGCAUGCGCAAGGGAGCCUACGAGGAGUUUGAGACCCUUUUCUUCAGGCUGAUCAGGGACCAGGUGGAGGAAAUUAUCAGGUUGCCAAGUGUCUCCGCUGUCAAGCAGGCAGGGAGCGAAUCGCUUCUGGAGCCUUUGGAGAAGGCCUUGGCAACGUUUGACACAAAGGCUUCCCAAGAGAUGGCGACCAAGCUGAACAAGUGGUUUGGUGUAAUGAAGGCUGAGUUCGCUGAGGAAGCCUUCCAAACCAAGAUCAGCAAGUUUGUCGAGAGUGGAUCAGUCAACUGGGAUGAUUUGGUGCUGGUCGUGAGCAAGCUGCAGGGCUCCUCUCUCACCACCGAGGUUGCCGAGAAAGUGAAGGGCAUCUUUGACUUGGUCGCGAAAGACCUCUUCUCCAAGGUGGAAGCGGGCACAGCUGGCGGUCCUCACUUCCAGCUCUUCGAAAAGUUGAUCAACAUCUCUCUUACAGGGGAGCCGCAGAAGUCGCUGCUCGCGCAGCUCGAAUGUGCGAAGCAAGCGACCACAGUGGUGGAUGAAAAGAACUCUUUGCUGGCCAGUUUCAAGCGUGAUGGCCUUGACGCUAAGGACUUGGUAGUCCGCUUGGGGAAUGGGGUUCGCGCUUGGCAGAGCUACUCACUGACCAAGAAGGAGUUGGCUAAGGCGCAGGCCACUGACCUGAUCUCUUGCGAUUUCGGGGACAUUGCGGCGGCUUCCAAGUGCGAGGAGUUUGUGGAUCUUUGGGAGAGGGUUGGGAAUUCUCUCAAGGGCAAGCUUGAGAACUGCUGCGAGGCUUUAAAGUCGUCCAUGGAACCGGGUGCCACGUGGAAGCGCGACAUCGACGAUGUUUGCACGUUGGAUCAGCUUUCCCAGCAUGCGGAAGCGACUCUCAUGCAGGUGAAGGGUAAGAAGGUGGCUCGUGAGAAGGAGAAUGUCGAACAGGCCUCUACGAAACUCAGGGAGUUCCUGGACACUUACAGUGAGGUGAGUGAAUUCAAAGGGCAUGCCUUGCUGAAGGACCUGCGUUCUUCAGUUGAGCAGGCGAACCAACUCCGGAUCCAAGCCUCGGUCCUCAAAAUUGAGGGCAUGUUGAUGCAUGCUGCCAGGACAAAGCUGAGGAAGACUCAGCGCGAACUGGUGGGAGUGCAAAUGACGGAAAUCGCAUCUUCGGAUGACCUGGAAGAAAAUAUGACCCAACCAAUUCUCCUGAAGUUUGCCCAGUCUCAUUUGCACUGAGUCUGGGCAGACGCUUUUGACUGAAGUCUUAGAAAGUUGCAGCGCCUGUGUGCGCUGGCCGCUGGCCGGCUACGUCAGCCUUAGGCCUUAGACGACCCAGCGCUUAGACCAGGAGGCAACUUCAAGUUUUGGGUGUGUGGGGCAGCAGUGAGAGCAUUGCUGCAUGGUGUCAUGCUGACCAGGUGAGAUUUCCUCAGACAAGCCUUAUCGGUGCUGCUGGCCAGCCAGCGAUCAGCUUUAAUUGCGAUGUUUACUUUAAACUUUAAACUUCAACUGAACUGUUUCAUUUUAUCAGUGCGUUCACUUUCUGUCAGUUGGCGUGCCUGGCAGCGAAGGUUUUGACAGAUUAUUCACUGGGCCACUGGGCACCUCACCAAAAUAUCAAUGCA